Durusdinium trenchii is the source of this 390-nucleotide messenger RNA. The record is from the annotation of a GenBank genome assembly. NCBI's taxonomy places the organism in Eukaryota, Dinophyceae, Suessiales, Symbiodiniaceae.
AUGACCAUCCGCGGCACCAACACGCACGUCUUCGCUGUGGGCGACUGGGGCGGCCUGGCCGGAACCCUGCCACACAACAGUCAGAUCAUCCAAUACAAAGGCGGACAGACCAUGGGGCCCCACACCAUGGGCCGCUACCGAACUGACGCGAAGACGCACGACCUGACCUGCACCACACCGGAGAUGUCGGAUUGUUUUGGCACCAAUGGCACUGACUGUCCCAAACGCUGUGGCUGGCUCAAAGAUGUCGAUGUCCCUGCGCAACAUUUGGUGGCGGAUCAGAUGAUCAAGCGGGCCAAGGAGAACAACCCGGACUAUCUCCUCAAUGUGGGCGACAACUUCUACUGGGGUGGCAUUUUCGGAAAGUGUGGUGACACACCCAUGUCGAAG